Molecule: messenger RNA, 6901 nt
Organism: Larimichthys crocea (large yellow croaker)
Lineage: Eukaryota; Metazoa; Chordata; Actinopteri; Sciaenidae
Gene: fam78ab
Product: family with sequence similarity 78 member Ab
Exons: 2
Coding region: 1417-2268 (283 amino acids)
Source: RefSeq, a predicted model, not a curated record
AGUCGCCGUGCCUACAUUUCCCAGCUUGCACCGCAGCCCCGAGCGGAAGUGUCGUCUCAAAGAUACUUAUAAAGCUGCUUCCCAGGCGGCUGAGAGAGACCAAUGCGUUGCGGGGUGAACCUGCCGCGGCGGCGAUGGGACGAGCACGGAGAAAUGACAGCCCGUGCGGGAAUUUAGGCUGAACCGCCCGAUCCCGUCACACGGACACGGACAGCGACUGUCGAACUAUGUGACAGCUGACAGCUCACUCCUCCAAGAGGCGUGAUCCUUUUUUUGUUUUGUUUUUGAAUUUUUAUUUUUAAUUUAAACAAAAAAACAACCUAAGAAUGGAUCCGGUGAAAUGGGUGCUAAAGUUGACCCGGUGGUGUCGUUUGGGAGUUACGGUGCUCCGUCCCAAACUCGACUAGAUUUAAACGCUUUUUCUUUUUCUUUUUUUUUUGAGGGGGGGACGCUACCUCUCUCCCUCUCUCUGUCUCUGUGGGACGGUGAAAUCAUUUGCAGCUGCAGGGGAGAAAUAACGGGAGCGGGUGUGAAGGAGAUAACGGAAUUAUACCUCUCUGACCGAUGAACUGUGUGAGCCGCCGUGCUGAAGACACUUUCCAGUCAAUUGUUUCAUAGGUAGACUUCUUUUUUUUUUUGCAUGUUGGUUUUGUCGGCUAAAAAUAGACCGCAAUUCAUGCAACUGCACCGCAUGAGCCAUUAAUCCGCACAUGUGUAAGAAAAAAAAACAUCCAGUAUAAUCUCUGAAUUACACUUUUUAUUGUGUGGAAUUGAGGUUAUUGCGGAUUAAAUGGACACCAGGCUGCUGCGCACAGUGUGAGCGUCACCUCCGAGCUGCCGUUUGUCCUUUAUAACUAUCCAACAUUUUUUUUUUUUUUAAAUUAUGAUCCCUGUCACCAGCUGGACACAGCUUUAUCCACUGGAUAGUCCAGGGAUUAUCUGUUUAGAAUCACACAAAAGGAGAAUAUGACGCCAAGGAUGUAACAUUAGUAGUUUUUUGUUAAUUAUUUAGCUCACAGUUAACUUGAACCUUUUACGCCGAACUUUUUCCAGUGGAUGCAUGUUGCCAAAAGAUUAAGUCCUGUUGUGAUGAAGCACAUGUAUGAGGCAGUGACUUGUGACAGCAUGAAAACGUGUGCAGUGCACGGAUAAAGAAAGUUAUUGUACCUGCGCUUUGUUUGGUGAAGUUGCCUUUACGCACCGGAAAGCAUGCGCCCUACACAUAUGAAGAUCUCCUAGCCCUGUCUCCUUCUUCUUCUUCUUUUCUCAAAGUAGUUUUUGAUCAAAGAUGCAUGGCACCUUUUUAUGAGAAAGCCCGCUAUAAAUAAACACUUUAAAAUCUGGUAAGAUGUUUUUUCUUUUUGAGUGGGGUGGUAAGAACAUGAUGUGGAUCCAACUGUGGUGAUUGCUUCUUCCAUGCGUCUUUCUUCUCCUCCAGACCUCUGGACGUUGUUGUGGAUUGUGUUGCUAUUUAAUGCAAUGGGCUGUAUCCAGAGUAUCAGGUGUAAGCCCAAGAGUUUCCGAGACAGUAUCAUCGUCCUGGAGGUGAACAGUUCCAUCGAUCCCAACCCUACUAGUAUCGACGAGUCAUCCAGCGUGGUCCUGCGCUACCGGACACCGCACUUCCGAGCUUGCGCCCGGGUCCUGGUGCCACCAGUAGCCGGUAAAGAGACAUGGACCAUCGGUUGGAUUCAAGCUUGUAACCACAUGGAGUUCUACAAUACGUAUGGAAACAAAGGGAUGUCAAGUUGGGAGCUCCCCGACCUGCGUGAUGGCAAGAUCCAAGCCAUUAGCGACUCCGAUGGAGUGAACUACCCAUGGUACGGCAACACAACAGAGACCUGUACUGUCGUAGGCCCCACCAAGAAGGACAGCAAGUUCACUGUUAGUAUGAAUGACAAUUUCUACCCCAGCGUGACCUGGGGCGUGCCCGUGAGCGACAGCAACGUGCCUCAGCUUAGCAGCAUCCGCCGCGACCAGAGCUUUACGACCUGGCUAGUGGCCAUCAACCAGGCCACCUCAGAGACACUCGUCCUGCAGACGAUCCGCUGGAGGAUGCGGCUUCACAUCCGAGUGGACCCAGAGAAGCCUUUGGGUCACAGGGCCGUUCUAAACGAGCCUCUGGCUCAGGAACAGCCCCAGAUCAUGGGCAAGAAUGAGCCCAUCCCAACUAACGCCAUGGUCAAACCUAACGCCAAUGACGCCCAGGUGCUGAUGUGGCGGCCAAAGAAUGGUGACCCUGUGGUGGUCAUCCCACCCAAAUACUGACCUGUUUCACUGACCAGACUGGCCUUGGAUACCUUAACAGUAUCAUCUCUUAUUUGUUAUCUUUCUUUUGUUCCUGCUCGUCACCAGCUCUCACUGCUUUAACCCUUUCCCUUUUUUUUUGCCUCGAUAUUCUUCUGUCUUAUGUUAAUUAAAAAAAAAAAAAAAAAAAACUGACAGAGAGAGAGAGAGGAAAAAAAAAAACAGGCAGAUAUGAAUGAAAAACCAGCUCAGAAAAAAAAAAAGACCAGCUUUGGGUGGAGGAGGGUUUGAACACACUUUUAAAACUGGAGCGAACAAACUGCAACCAUUCUACCUUCAAAGUGGGUCGGGUCGCACUGUGCUAAAUGAAAUCGUUGCAAAAAUGAAAAAGUAGAAAAUUUCCUUGUUUUUUUAAUUUUUAUUUUAUAUUUUUGGCUGUUCAGGCCAAGUGAUAUUUGGGUUUGUGAGUGUGUUCAAGUAUUUACGUGAUGAUGAUGACUACACACAUGCUACAUACACGGAUGUACACAAACUUUGUGUAUGAAUACUAGGUUGUGUAUUUAUUUAUGGGCUGGGAGAGAGUGCAUUCAAUUUUGUUUGUUGUUGUUGUUGUUGUUGUCAUUGUGUGCUCCACAUGACGAAUUGCAUUGGGUGACAUACUAGAUUUUAGUACCUUUUUUAAAAAAAACAAACAUGCAAGACAUUCAAUCCAUGCUGCCUUAAGUUUACAUCGCUUUCCACUGCAAACUUUUUUAGCCUUAAACAAAGUGCAAUGCAGUAUUUUGCUCAUUUGUCCUGACUCUUCCAGACUGUUGGUGCUGGGAUAUGUGGGUUUAGGACAGGAAUAAUACCACAGAAGAACACCACCCAGGUGUGACGGCUUUUAUGCUCAAAUGUAUUGUUUCACGAGUACAACCGGCGUUAUGUGUGGACACAGUUACACAACCGAGCUAACCGGUUGUGUUUCAAGUGCAUUAUGCAACAGAAGAGACGCUCUCUGAUGUACAAACAAGAAACCAUCAGCAAAGUCUAUAGCACUCGACACGAUAACGCGCAAUAGCAACGUGAGCAAAAAGUACUCCAAAGCACUCCUUAGCUAGACUCAUUUCAUUCACUUUGUUCUUGCAGAAAACAAGUUUUUCUUUAUCUGUAUCACUCCAUCUCAGGGCCCCUUUUUCCUCUCUUCUCUGUUUUCAUCCAUCCUGUCUGGCCUACUCUUUCUUGCCACAGUGAAUAACUAAGUGUUUGCAUUGUGCACACACACACACCGAACAAUCAAUACUUUGAUUAAUAAGCAGUCGCACAGAGGGUAAAUAACUCGUAAGAACUGGAGAAUAAAAACAGCAUCUGCUUUGUCAUCCUUUCACCACUCGCCUGACAAUUCUUAAACGCGUUGUAAUAAUAGUUGUUCCUUUAAAUUAACAGCAUCCCCUAUAUUUCUAUAAUAUUAAUCUUCAUCUACACCAGUCUCCUACCGCCCACUCCUCACUUCUUCCACUCCUCUUUCUCUCGUCUCUAUCUGUUGCCGAGGCUGAAAAGCAGAGCAAGAGGCAUGCAAGUUUGAUCCCGACUGCUCGGUUGGCAUAUAGAUGACCCAAUUCUCUGCUUUGCCAGUUGUAGCUCUCGCUGCAGAAAUGUGGGGCUUGUCUCUCCUUAUUUCACCCUCGAGCAAAAUGUACGACACAAACACACGCAUAAACAAGCAGCUCUGGUCAGCUAAGAACCAACAUUAGCUGAGAUCAUGCCCAUUUAACUGUUAAUCUUUCAGAAGGGCUUCAGCUGGAAACUGAAAACUCUUUUAAAAGGCAAAGAGAAGGGGUGUUUUAUCUCAGUAUCGUGGGGAGCAAAACAUAUGAGUAAAAGGUUUUUUAGUCUGUACACACACUUUUCUUCUAAUAAGCUCUGUAAGAGUUUGCUCUUCUAAUGGCCAGUUUUUCCACUUUCAGAUGUUAAAACAUCACUGAAUCUCUCUCACUGUGUUUUGGCUCCAACCAAAGAAAUCAUUUGCAUGCAAGUCUGAUCUGCUCACGUAUUUCACAAAGAUCAGUAAGCUGCUGCUGUUUCAGUGUGUAAGCAUCUCCUUACUAUCGACGACACAAAGCAUUCACCUGUACAGACUUCAGUUCAGGACAUUUAUUUUAGUCCUUUUGAGGAUAUUCUGUUCACUUGUAUGUCUGUAUACUAAAUAUGAAGCUACAGUUAGCAGGUAGCUUGGCAAGAUCGGAAGAAUCAGUAAACAUCUAGCCUGCCUCUAUCUUAAGGUAAUUUGCCUACCAACACAUCUAAAGCAAACUAAUCUUAAAAUCCUAAAAAAAGUCUUGGCUUUACAGAAGGUGUUUCCAGUCUUUUUGCUAUGCCAACUGCCUCCUGGCUAUAGCUCAUAUUUAACUUAGAUAUAUAUUCUUGUCUAACUGCAAGGACUUCCCGAAAUACUGGCUUGCUGAUUAAAUACUUCUUUAACUGUGAGUGAAAUCCAAAUAUAUAGAGUGGAAUUACAACCUUACACUUAGCCGGUAAAAUGUAUUUAAGUCAAUAUGAAGCUGGUCCAGAGAUCAAACAUCAAACGUCCAAUCUGCUUUGUUCACAUUAUAACAACUUUCUAUCUACCGCCUGCUUGGCUUGGUUCACAUGUAACUGCCAUGCAGCCUCUGCUCCAGGCUGGGUCGCAGGGUGUCGGUGGUGAAGGGAGAAGAGAAGUUAAAAAGGCUAUUGGGUGACUGCUAUCAUAAUUAGAUCCGCAGUGACACACUUAUAUGCCCUACAUGGACCGAACUGUGCCGAGUCGUGCCACGCCGUGCAACUCAAGGGCUAGCUAGAGUCAUGGGUGAGGUUUAGUGAGGUCAAAUAGCAAAGGUGAGGGUCGGGGAGGGGGGCUGUCAAAGUCCUAAAAUGUAUUUGUAGACAGUCGUGUCGCAGUUGGGGGAAAUGAAUAUAAAGGUGACAACAAACCGAAUCCAUUUAGACAUUAAAGUCAGCUCAAAAUAACAUUGGCAUUUGCUCAAGUGCAACUUGGAUGUCAACCACAAGUUAUUUAAAUUUGCAGUUUAGUUUGAAGGCAGCGGUAGAAAGCUACGGCUCGGCUCAUGUUAUGACCUCAGUGACCUUUAACGUAACGUAGCACAGAGGACAUCUUCACAUCGUGGACUGCCUUGUAAUGUCUUCGAUGACCUAUGGACUCUUGUGGAUAGCACUCAAGUUGACUUCACGUAAUGUAAUUAAACCGUGACAUGUGUGUAUGUGUGUAUGCAUGUGGGUAAAUCCCAUUUGAGGGAUUUCAGGCUGGCUGAGGAGUUUCACUGAUGUGCUUCCGCUGUUGUCGAGUCAUGAUUCCUUCUCUCUCGGCCUCUCUCACAUACAGUGCAGGGAAAAGUAACGUCCUUGUUGUAGAACAGGGACAGAGCUUGCCCUCACAAACACACAAACACCCUGAGGGGGAAGGAGCAGCCUGGCGUGGUAUCUGAUGGUCCCAGCAGUGUCACAUUGGCAGCGUGAACUCAUUUUAUCAGCCCUGCACGUGGACCGUCCGAACACAUGCACAUGGUUCCACCUGUUUACUAAUAAACAGCAAGUUAAAUAUAGAUAUAUAUAUAUAUCUUUGUGAAUAGGAUUCAACAUGAAAAAUAAAUGGAGGUAUUGUGGUCACUGAGUGGGUGCCUGUUAACUGUCAACAGCAUUUCAUGUUAUAUUCUAAGAAAAGGGCACUAAUUGUCUUCUGUGUGUGUUUGUCUGAAUUUGUUAAAGAUGUAUUAAUCUGUAUUUUAUGUUCACACAACAGAAAAACAUCAUAGAUGCUUUACGUGCUUCCUUAACUAAGCCAGAGAAAAACAAAACUGCAAAGUGUUCGUUUGCUGUAUGGAGGGCAAAAAGUGCCAAAAUUGGACAAAGCCAAAACUAUGCAGUCAUUGUAAGUGACUUGUGACUCAAAAAACAAAACAAAAAACAAAACAAAAAAAAUCUCCUGGCACUUAAUAGGACUGUUUUCACUUGUUUCUGAUCAUUAAAUGUGUUUGUAUUUCUAAAGAAACAUCACAAAAGCAAAAUGUAGCCAUGUGGAAGAUUCUUUGUUGUGCUGUAUUCUGUUUGUAGGGCUGUGCCAAGUGAAAGAAAGCUUCCUCUCCUAAACCCACACCAUUACAGUUCUUCUGAAGGCUGCUACCUUUGCUUCAGAUCUUUAUGUUGUUGUUUAACGCCAUGAGGCAUCAGUGAAUCGUCAUCCCUUUCAUUUAAACCAAUAUUUAAACCAUCCUUACGUUCACACUCAGGCUCGCCUGCCUUCAUUUCCUGGCUUUUACUUGGUGGUUUUAUCCCAUUAAUAGGAAAAGUUAGUAUCAGUUCAUCUUCAAAUAAAGAACAUAAAACAGUCCCAUGGUUUUAAAUACAACCCUAAAGGUAGCAUAUAUAAGAUAAUAUGAUCAACCAUGUAUGUUUCUCAUUUUGUUUGGUUUGUUUUCUGGAAUCACAGCACUGAAAUCGUUAAAGCAGUUUGUUUUCUUUUGUUCAGCUUUGACUUUUUACACCAAUACUUGAAAAUGGGUCAGUUCUGGCAAAUAUUUAAAACUGUGAAAAUGCACAACACUGGGGAAACAACCCCUGAAAAUAUAUUAUAUAUAUAUAAAAAAGGUUUUUCAUGAAUGAAUAAAAUGUACAAAUAUUA